CGCAUAAUUUUACCUGCAUCGCCCAGCCGGAGUAGAGCUGCAAUUGUCCUUCGCCUCCGGCGAUCCUCCCACAUCUGAACGCCUCCCGCCGGCCGUCGUACUACUACCUCGGAAAAAAUGAAGCAUGUCCUGGAGGUAAAUAAGACGGAGACACCGGCGGCCUCCGGCAAGGACGUGGAUAUCGAGGCAAUCGCUGGCCUCAGAGGGGACGAUCAUUCGGGGCAGGAGCCGGCAUGGAGACGGUUUCUGCGCCACGUUGGACCAGGCUUCAUGGUCUCCUUGGCCUACCUUGAUCCCGGGAACUUGGAAACUGAUCUACAGGCCGGCGCGAACCACAGAUAUGAGCUCCUCUGGGUGAUUCUAAUCGGACUCGUGUUCGCGCUAAUCAUACAAUCACUCUCAGCCAAUCUUGGAGUUGUUACAGGGCGACAUCUUGCCGAGCUGUGCAAGUCAGAGUAUCCUGUCUGGGUCAAAAUCUGCCUCUGGUUGCUCGCAGAGGUGGCUGUCAUUGCUGCAGACAUCCCAGAAGUUAUAGGGACAGCAUUCGCUUUCAAUCUCUUGUUCAACAUCCCCGUAUGGAUCGGGGUUCUCAUUGCUGGCGCAAGCACGCUUCUUCUUCUCGGCCUACAAAGAUACGGGGUACGGAAGCUGGAGUUCGUAGUCGCUCUCCUGGUUUUCGUCAUGGCAGCAUGCUUCUUCGUGGAGAUGAGCAUUGUGAAGCCUCCGGCUAAGGAGGUGCUCAAGGGAAUGUUCAUCCCAAAGCUCAACGGGUCCAGCGCCACAGCCGACGCCAUUGCCUUACUUGGGGCUCUCGUCAUGCCGCACAACCUAUUCCUGCACUCUGCCCUGGUGCUGUCAAGGAGCACACCCGCGUCAGUGAAAGGAAUGAACGACGCUUGCAGAUUCUUCCUCUUCGAGAGCGGCAUCGCGCUGUUUGUGGCGCUGCUCGUCAACAUCGCCAUCAUCUCUGUCUCCGGGACCGUCUGUAACGCAGGAAACCUGUCGCCGGAAGAUGCCACCAAGUGCGGCGACCUCACAUUGGACUCGUCUUCCUUCCUACUCAAGAAUGUGCUUGGCAGGUCGAGUGCCAUCGUGUACGGCGUGGCUCUCUUGGCCUCUGGGCAGAGCUCGAGUAUCACCGGCACCUACGCCGGGCAGUACAUCAUGCAGGGGUUCCUGGACAUCAAGAUGAAGAAGUGGGUGCGGAACCUGAUGACCCGCAGCAUCGCCAUCGUCCCCAGCUUAGUUGUCUCCAUUAUCGGAGGCUCAUCUGGCGCCGGUCGUCUCAUCAUCAUUGCAUCGAUGAUCCUGUCCUUUGAGCUACCAUUCGCCCUCAUCCCUCUUCUCAAGUUCAGCAGCAGUAGCAACAAGAUGGGCCAGUGCAACAACUCCAUCUAUAUUGUUGGGUUCUCGUGGACGCUGGGCUUCAUUAUCAUCGGGAUAAACGUCUACUUCCUCAGCUCCAAAUUGGUUGGCUGGAUCCUCCACAACUCCCUGCCGAUCUACGCAAACAUCCUCGUCAGCAUUACCCUGUUCCCACUGAUGUUGCUCUACGUUGCCGCCGUGAUCUACCUCACCUUCAGGAAGGACACAGCCAAGUUCGUGUCUCGCCGCGAGCUGCAGGACAUCAACGACACCGAGAAAGCAAAGGUUGCCAACCAGGAUGGCAGCGAGGAUAACAGUCAAUAACUUAUCUGAUGCUUGCUAACGUGCAACUUCCAUUGAUUAGUUAGCUAAAUACAUUUGUUUAUUCAUAUUGAUUUGUUCGUUAGUUUUACGAUCAGAUAGUGAGUUACCAUA
Messenger RNA from Lolium rigidum, 1800 nucleotides. RefSeq names its product metal transporter Nramp1-like. Gene Ontology annotation, biological process: metal ion transport. The record is from RefSeq and is a predicted model, not a curated record. Gene Ontology annotation, cellular component: membrane. Gene Ontology annotation, molecular function: cadmium ion transmembrane transporter activity; manganese ion transmembrane transporter activity. Lineage: Eukaryota; Viridiplantae; Streptophyta; Magnoliopsida; Poales; Poaceae. Bases 118 to 1689 code for a protein of 523 amino acids. The transcript has 12 exons.